Moneuplotes crassus is the source of this 1815-nucleotide messenger RNA. The record is from the annotation of a GenBank genome assembly. NCBI's taxonomy places the organism in Eukaryota, Ciliophora, Spirotrichea, Euplotida, Euplotidae.
AUGGCAAGUAUUCGGUCUAUCAUUUCAUCAAGAUUGUCUCAUUCCAUCUCAAAGGUGAUUCCAGGGUUGAGAACAAAGGCGAUUGUUAACCCUGAGCAUCAGGCUAAUUGGCAUUAUUCCUCCCCAUCAGCUAUCCAGAUCUUUAAUCAGAACAAGAAGAAAUCAGGUGUCCUUCCAGAUUCAUUAGAUUCAUGCCAUAAAAUAGCAACUGAAAUCUCAGCUGAUUUGAUGAAUGAUAACAAUGUGUUUGAAAAAGUGGAGUUAGCCCAAUUAGGUAGGGGACCUUCAGAGAAAUCUCCUUUCUUUAUGAACUUCUUUUUGAAAACAUCCUGAAUUGAAGAAGUUAUUAAGAAAACAAUUGCCGAAGAAGUGUCAUUUAGCACAGAACCUUCUAAAAUUUUAAUUGAUUUUUCAUCUCCAAACAUUGCCAAGAAUAUGCACGUUGGGCAUCUAAGAUCUACCAUUAUUGGGGAUAGCAUUUCAAGAGUACUUGAAUUCACUGGAAAUGAUGUUCAAAGAAUUAAUCACAUAGGAGACUGGGGGACUCAAUUUGGUAUGCUAAUCACACAUCUCGAUUCUGCGUUCCCUAAUUAUCUCGAUGAAGUUCCCUCAAUCGAUGAUCUCCAGUCUUUCUACCAAGAAGCUAAAAGAAAGUUUGACCAAGAUCCAAAGUUCCAAGAAAGAGCAAGAAGAGCAGUUGUAAAUCUCCAAAAAGGAGAGCAAAAGGAAAUUUCUGCUUGGAAAGUGAUCUGAAAGAUCUCUAAAGUUCAAUAUGACAAUAUCUACAAAAGACUGGAUAUCAAGAUCAAAGAUGUUGGAGAAUCCUUCUAUAAUGACAUGAUCCCUUCAAUUAUUUCAGAUCUUGAGAGAAAGAAGAUCAUUGUUGAAAGCGAUGGAUGAAAAUGAAUUUUUGUGAAGAAUGAUGAAAUUCCUCUUAUUAUAAGAAAGUCUGAUGGGGGCUAUACUUAUGAUUCAACAGAUUUAGCAGCGAUAAAUUAUAGGUUCAACCAACUUGGAGUUGAUAAGAUCAUAUAUUUAACUGAUAUUGGACAAAGGGAUCACUUCACAAAAAUCUUUAAGGCAGCUCAUAUGAGUGGAAUUUAUGAUCCCAAAGUUCAGACAGCUACUCAUUUAGGCCUAGGUUUGAUGAGAGGAGAUGAUGGAGGUAAAAUCAAAUCUAGAUCUGGGGAGAGUGUCAAAUUAAAUGAAUUACUUGAUGAAGCCACUUUUCGAGCUAAAGAAAUUCUUCUGGAAAGACAGAAUUUACCAAAUACUCAUAAUGAUCUUGAAAAAGUUGAUAUAAAUGAUAUUGCUGAGAAGAUAGCUAUGAACAGUAUAAAAUAUUUUGAUUUGAAACAAUCUAGAGCUUCUUCUUACAAAUUCUCAUAUGACAGAAUGCUUGAUACCAAAGGUAAUACUGGAGUCUACAUUACUUACAUGUACGCUAGAAUAUGCUCAAUUAUCAGAAGAUGCUAUCCAAAAGACUCAAACUUAGAAGACUCAGUUUCUAGAAUAAGAGAAGAAUUUCUAUUGUCACCAUCUUUACUAAGUUUGCAAACACCUGAAGAAAUAUCUCUUUGUCUUGCAAUAGCUAGGUUUUAUGAAAGUAUUGAAGAUACAUUGAUAGAUUACCAGCUUAGCAAAAUUUGAGAUAAUCUUUAUAACAUUAGUGUCAAAUUUGCUGAAUUUUACCAAACGAAUAAAGUUUUGAAUCAUGAAAACCAGACCUCCCGACUGAUUAUCCUCCUCGCAGCGAAGCUUACAAUGGAAAGACAGAUGGAAUUACUUGGAAUGAAAUCCAUUGAGAAUAUUUAA